CAACACCACCCCACACUCUUCGCGCUAUCCAGCUGCGACUCUCGUGUGGCUCAUCUCAGCCCUGGACGUAUUCCCAGCGCCGAGAGACAACCUCUCUCUCUCCUACCGCACGACUAGAGCUCGCCCCUCCGUCCGUCUUCGACAUACCCCGCCACCUCGCCUCUUCUGUUCGCCCAUAUCAACAUCUACAAGUCCAUUUCUUAGCCCGUACAGAACUGGUCUGCAAACAUGGUGGACAGUGACACGAACUCCCCCACGUGGAAGUUCACCCAGUGCUUUGGAGACAAGGGCGAUGUGGAGGACAUCACCGAAGCUGAUAUCAUCUCGACGGUCGAGUUCGAUCACACGGGUAACUACCUUGCGACGGGAGACAAAGGCGGCCGGGUCGUAUUGUUCGAACGGAACGAAACGAAAAAGACAUGCGAGUACAAGUUCCAUACCGAAUUCCAGUCCCACGAGCCCGAGUUCGACUAUCUGAAGUCGCUGGAAAUUGAGGAAAAGAUCAAUAAGAUUAAGUGGUGUCGUCGACAGAAUGCAUCACACUAUCUGCUCUCAACAAACGACAAGACGAUCAAGCUUUGGAAGGUGUUCGAAAAGUCGCUUAAGGUCGUCGCGGAGAACAAUCUAUCCGAUGACUUGACUCCCGCAAACAUCGCUGGCGGCGGCGGUGGUGCCCCCAAGCAGUCACCUGCGCAUCGCUUCAAGAACUCUGAAGACCUCAUCAUGCCCCGCCUGACCCAUCAUGACACCGUUGUUGCCGCCGUACCUCGCCGAACGUACGCAAAUGCCCACGCCUAUCACAUCAACAGCAUAUCCGUCAACAGCGAUGGCGAGACAUUCAUCAGCUCAGACGACCUUCGCAUCAACCUCUGGAACCUGAAUAUCCAGGAUCAGAGCUUCAACAUUGUUGACAUCAAACCUGCAAACAUGGAGGAGCUGACCGAGGUCAUCACCGCUGCCGAGUUCCACCCUCUGAGCUGCAAUUGGUUCAUGUACGCAAGCUCCAAGGGCACCAUUAAGCUUGCCGACAUGCGCCAGAGUGCUCUCUGUGAUAGCCAUGCUAAGCUCUUCGAGCAAGAGGAAGAUCCGUCCUCAAGGUCGUUUUUCUCGGAAAUCAUCUCCUCGAUCUCAGACGUUCGGUUCUCCUACGACGGUCGUUACAUUCUCUCUCGCGACUACCUGACGGUGAAGAUUUGGGAUAUCAACAUGGAGCGACAGCCCGUUAAGACGAUUCCCAUCCACGAGCACCUGCGUCCUCGGUUAUGCGAUACAUAUGAGAAUGACAGCAUCUUUGACAAGUUCGAGGUUGUCUUCUCAGGGGAUGCCAAGAAUGUCAUGACUGGCAGCUACAACAACAAUUUCAUGAUCUAUCCUUCAGACCCUGAUAAAGAAGUCGAGGUGGUGCUGCAGGCCGACAAGUCUGCCUUCAAGGCUAAGAAGGUUGGCGUACCGACACCCAUCAAUUCGUCUACCAGCCCAACCGCAACCAACGGUGGCAAGAAGGGAGGUUCCCGUGCCGGUAGUCCUGCUGCUGGAGCCGGUGGCCAGGGCCAAAGGAUGCGCAAGGAAACUGAUGCCGACCAGAUUGACUUCAACAAGAAGAUCCUUCAUAUGAGCUGGCAUCCCUUUGAGGAUAGCAUUGCGAUUGCGGCAACGAACAACCUAUUUGUCUUCUCUGCACUAUAAGAAUGACGAAUAACCGGAGCCCUCGAGGGCUAUGCCGAGUGAGGACACUCAUAUUCGGAUCAACCACAGCAGCACAGC
Colletotrichum phormii is the source of this 1764-nucleotide messenger RNA. RefSeq names its product protein phosphatase PP2A regulatory subunit B. Gene Ontology annotation, cellular component: cytosol; protein phosphatase type 2A complex. NCBI's taxonomy places the organism in Eukaryota, Fungi, Ascomycota, Sordariomycetes, Glomerellales, Glomerellaceae. The transcript has 6 exons. Gene Ontology annotation, molecular function: protein binding; protein phosphatase regulator activity. The record is from RefSeq and is a predicted model, not a curated record. The coding region runs from base 229 to 1686 and encodes 485 amino acids.